GAGAGAGAGAGAGAGAGAGAGAGAGGGAGAGGGAGGGAGGGUGAAGAUGGUGGUUGUUUGUGGAUUUCUUUGGGAUGAAAAUAAUACACCGUAUAAAAAUGUAACCGAAGACAUACAUCCACGUCUGGUCUCGAACAAGGAACAUUGUGGUCUUUGGGCCUGGAUGAGGUUGUGUAGCCAACAACGUUCCCCUACUCCCCCAACAACGUUCCCCUACUCCCCCAACAACGUUCCCCUACUCCCCCAACACAGCAGGCCAGAGGAGUAGACGGACGUUAGAAGGGCCAUUGUGAAGAGGACACACUGAGGGCAGGAUGCAGUCUUCAGGCCACCGGCAGCGUGACACAGAGCAGCACCAACCCCUGCUGUCAGCUGACGAUGACCCUGAGGCUGGGGCAGGAGCUGGUCCUCUGUGUCCCCCGGCUGACCAGGACGGCCUGUGGUUCAUCCAGGAUGGCUGUGGUAUAGUCUGUGGUGUGGUGACCUGGUUGUUGGUCCUCUACGCUGACUUUGUGGUCAAUCUGGUGAUGCUGCUGCCAAACAAGAGCUUGUGGUACUCCGUGAUCAACGGAGCGCUGUUUAACUUCCUGGCCGUCAUGGCGCUGGCCUCGCAUCUACGUGCCAUGCUGUCAGACCCGGGGGCGGUUCCUAAGGGCAACGCCACCAAAGAGUACAUGGACAGUCUGCAGCUGAAACCUGGAGAGGUCAUCUAUAAAUGUCCCAAGUGCUGCAGCAUCAAGCCACAGAGGGCUCACCACUGCAGCAUCUGUAAGCGAUGUAUCCGUAAGAUGGACCACCACUGUCCCUGGGUCAACAACUGUGUCGGGGAGAAGAACCAGCGCUUCUUUGUCCUCUUCACUAUGUACAUAGCUCUGAUCUCGGUCUACGCCCUCUGCCUCAGUUUCCUACAGUUCUACAGCUGUGUCCACGACCAGUGGAAUGAAUGCACUGACUUCUCUCCUCCUGUGGCGGUGAUGCUGAUGAUCUUCCUCUGUCUGGAGGCCUUCCUCUUCCUCACCUUCACCGUGGUGAUGUUCGGAACGCAGAUACACUCCAUCUGCAACGACGAGACGGAGAUCGAGCGUCUGAAGAAUGAGAAGCCGAGGUGGGAGCGGCGUGUGCGCUGGGAGGGGAUGAAGGCCGUGUUCGGAAGCCCGCCCUCCGUCCUCUGGCUCAACCCAUUCACCGGCCUGCGUCUGCGGCGCCUACUGAUGACACGUACAUGCCGUAGUGGUGUGGAGUUCUCUGUCUGAGGGCUGAGCAGCCCAAAACACAGCUCUUCCCCGUCUGAUACCCCGGACCUCUCUGGACCGUCUGAUACCCCGGACCUCUCUGGACCGUCUGAUACCCCCGGACCUCUCUGGACCAUCUGUUACCCCCGGACCUCUCUGGACCGUUGGACACAUCAUGGGGGUUUUGGUGGUACCUUCUGGACUGAUAGGAUGGGGUGUGACCUGUAACUUACAUCAUGGAGAACAGCUGUACCCCCCCCAUUCCCACUACAGGGCGUCUCCUGAAGUCCCUGUCUCUCUGCUGAGACAGACCAACAGAGUGGAGGGGGACUAAGACUUCUGUCCUCCACACAGAGAGACUAGGGCUGAAUAUGGGUCUGUAUCUGGGUCUGUCCUCCACACAGAGAGACUAGGGCUGAAUAUGGGUCUGUAUCUGGGUCUGUCCUCCACACAGAGAGACUAGGGCCGAAUAUGGGUCUGUAUCUGGGUCUGUCCUCCACACAGAGAGACUAGGGCUGAAUAUGGGUCUGUAUCUGGGUCUGUCCUCCACACAGAGAGACUAGGGCUGAAUAUGGGUCUGUAUCUGGGUCUGUCCUCCACACAGAGAGACUAGGGCCGAAUAUGGGUCAGUCCUCCAGACAGAGAGACUAGGGCUGAAUAUGGGUCUGUAUCUGGGUCUGUCCUCCACACAGAGAGACUAGGGCUGAAUAUGGGUCUGUAUCUGGGUCUGUCCUCCACACAGAGAGACUAGGGCUGUAUCUGGGUCAGUCCUCCACACAGAGAGACUAGGGCUGAAUAUGGGUCUGUAUCUGGGUCAGUCCUCCACACAGAGAGACUAGGGCUGAAUAUGGUCGGUCGGUCCUGGUCUUCCCUGCCUCUGGCCACAACCCAAGUGUACUGACUACUGAUAUUAAACAGCCUGGACAUGGAGUCUACUGAACACAGACCAUCACUACUGGUAUUAAACAGCCUGGACAUGGAGUCUAUCUACUGAACACAGACCAUCACUACUGGUAUUAAACAGCCUGGACAUAGAGUCUAUCUACUGAACACAGACCAUCACUACUGAUAUUAAACAGCCUGGACAUAGAGUCUAUCUAAUGAACACAGACCAUCACUACUGGUAUUAAACAGCCUGGACAUUGAGUCUACUGAACACAGACCAUCACUUACUGGUAUUAAACAGCCUGGACAUAGAGUCUACUGAACACAGACCAUCACUUACUGGUAUUAAACAGCCUGGACAUAGAGUCUAUCUACUGAACACAGACCAUCACUACUGGUAUUAAACAGCCUGGACAUAGAGUCUAUCUAAUGAACACAGACCAUCACUACUGGUAUUAAACAGCCUGGACAUAGAGUCUAUCUACUGAACUGACACCUGAACUAUGCCCCUGAUGCGACAGACUGAACAGGUGACCUGGACCAUGUGACCUGGACCAUGUGACCUGGACCAUGUGACCUGGACCAUGUGACCUGGACCAUGUGACCUGGACCAUGUGACCUGGACCAUGUUCAGUAGACUCAAAUGGGACAAACACAUUGAAACGGGGGAGGUACUACCAGAAUUUAGCUAAUCCGAAACGCUGAAAAAUGUAUUUUUGUUGUUUCUUUGUAUUUUGUCUCAUUGGUUGUUUUUCCUAAUUGUUUAGGAGCUGCUACAGUGAUUCCCAAGUCCUGUCCCCCCCUUUACCAAUGUUUCCCAGACCCCAAGUCCUGUCCCCCCCCCCCCCAUUACCAAUGUUUCCCAGACCCCAAGUCCUGUCCCCCCCUUUACCAAUGUUUCCCGACCCCAAGUCCUGUCCCCCCCAUUACCAAUGUUUCCCAGACCCCAAGUCCUGUCCCCCCCCAUUACCAAUGUUCCCCAGACCCCAAGUCCUGUCCCCCCCUUUACCAAUGUUCCCCAGACCCCAAGUCCUGUACCCCCCCUUUACCAAUGUUUCCCAGACCCCAAGUCCUGUCCCCCCCUUUACCAAUGUUUCCCAGACUCCAAGUCCUGUCCCCCCCAUUACCAAUGUUUCCCGGACCCCAAGUCCUGCCCCCCCCCAUUACCAAUGUUCCCCAGACCCCAAGUCCUGUCCCCCCCUUUACCAAUGUUCCCCAGACCCCAAGUCCUGUCCCCCCCCCUUUACCAAUGUUUCCCAGACCCCAAGUCCUGUCCCCCCCUUUACCAAUGUUUCCCAGACUCCAAGUCCUGUCCCCCCCUUUACCAAUGUUUCCCAGACCCCAAGUCCUGUCCCCCCCGUUUACCAAUGUUUCCCGACCCCAAGUCCUGUCCCCCCCAUUACCAAUGUUUCCCAGACCCCAAGUCCUGUCCCCCCCAUUACCAAUGUUUCCCAGACCCCAAGUCCUGUCCCCCCCUUUACCAAUGUUUCCAAUGUCCUGUCCCCCCCUUUACCAAUGUUUCCCAUGUCCUGUCCCCCCCCUUUACCAAUGUUUCCCAGUCCCCAAGUACUGUCCCCCCCUUUACCAAUGUUUCCAAUGUCCUGUCCCCCCCUUUACCAAUGUUUCCCAUGUCCUGUCCCCCCCUUUACCAAUGUUUCCCAGACCCCAAGUCCUGUCCCCCCCUUUACCAAUGUUUCCAAUGUCCUGUCCCCCCCUUUACCAAUGUUUCCCAUGUCCUGUCCCCCCCUUUACCAAUGUUUCCCAGACCCCAAGUCCUGUCCCCCCCUUUACCAAUGUUUCCAAUGUCCUGUCCCCCCCUUUACCAAUGUUUCCCAUGUCCUGUCCCCCCCUUUACCAAUGUUUCCCAGACCCCAAGUCCUGUCCCCCCCUUUACCAAUGUUUCCAAUAUCCUGUCCCCCCCUUUACCAAUGUUUCCAAUGUCCUGUCCCCCCCUUUACCAAUGUUUCCCAGACCCCAAGUCCUGUCCCCCCCUUUACCAAUGUUUCCAAUGUCCUGUCCCCCCCUUUACCAAUGUUUCCCAUGUCCUGUCCCCCCCUUUACCAAUGUUUCCCAGACCCCAAGUCCUGUCCCCCCCCUUACCAAUGUUUCCAAUGUCCUGUCCCCCCCUUUACCAAUGUUUCCAAUGUCCUGUCCCCCCCUUUACCAAUGUUUCCAAUGUCCUGUCCCCCCCUUUACCAAUGUUUCCAAUGUCCUGUCCCCCCCUUUACCAAUGUUUCCCAUGUCCUGUCCCCCCCUUUACCAAUGUUUCCCAUGUCCUGUCCCCCCCUUUACCAAUGUUUCCCAAGUCCUGUCCCCCCCUUUACCAAUGUUUCCCAGACCCCAAGUCCUGUCCCCCCCCUUUACCAAUGUUUCCCAGACCCCAAGUCCAGUCCACCAUUUUGUUCCCCCUCAGCCCUCCUGACCUCCCUCAUGAUGAAGAUUGUUUCAGUCCACCAUUUUGUUCCUCCUGACCUCCCUCAUGAUGAAGACUGUUUCAGUCCACCAUGUUGUUCCCCCUCAGCCCUCCUGACCUCCCUCAUGAUGAAGGCUGUUUCAGUCCACCAUUUUGUUCCCCCUCAGCCCUCCUGACCUCCCUCAUGAUGAAGAUUGUUUCAGUCCACCAUGUUGUUCCUCCUGACCUCCCUCAUGAUGAAGGCUGUUUCAGUCCACCAUUUUGUUCCCCCUCAGCCCUCCUGACCUCCCUCAUGAUGAAGAUUGUUUCAGUCCACCAUGUUGUUCCUCCUGACCUCCCUCAUGAUGAAGGCUGUUUCAGUCCACCAUUUUGUUCCCCCUCAGCCCUCCUGACCUCCCUCAUGAUGAAGAUUGUUUCAGUCCACCAUGUUGUUCCUCCUGACCUCCCUCAUGAUGAAGGCUGUUUCAGUCCACCAUUUUGUUCCCCCUCAGCCCUCCUGACCUCCCUCAUGAUGAAGAUUGUUUCAGUCCACCAUGUUGUUCCUCCUGACCUCCCUCAUGAUGAAGGCUGUUUCAGUCCACCAUUUUGUUCCCCCUCAGCCCUCCUGACCUCCCUCAUGAUGAAGAUUGUUUCAGUCCACCAUGUUGUUCCCCCUCAGCCCUCCUGACCUCCCUCAUGAUGAAGGCUGUUUCAGUCCACCAUUUUGUUCCCCCUCAGCCCUCCUGACCUCAUCUCUCAUCUCUCUGCUGAUUUAGUUGUCGUCACAACAGAGCCAUUGUGACACAGGGUAUUGAUGAUCGUCAAACAACAGUUUGUUUUAUGAGAUGUGAGUACCCUAAUCAAUACAAUCAUCAAUCAUGCAAAUAUCCGCCAUUGAUUAAUGCCGUAUCUUUUUAACUGUAUCCGUUUGAUUUAUGAUUGUAGAUAUAAUUUGUUUUAAAAUAAAGAGCUUUAGUCUGUGAACAACUUGUCCAUUUGUAAAAGGCUGAUGUGGAAAAAGGACCCUCAUUAUUAGACUGCCUGAGGCUCUGUAGGAUGUGUCUCUGGAGAUUAUUAGACUCCCUGAGGGUCUGUAGGAUGUGUCUCUGGAGAUUAUUAGACUCCCUGAGGAUCUGUAGGAUGUGUCUCUGGAGAUUAUUAGACUGCCUGAGGCCCUGUAGGAUGUGUCUCUGGAGACUCCCAGAGGGUCUGUAGGAUGUGUCUGGAGACAUGCUAUCUGGAGAUUAUUAGACUCCCUGAGGCUCUGUAGGAUGUGUCUCUGGAGAUGAUUAGACUCCCUGAGGCUCUGUAGGAUGUGUCUCUGGAGAUUAUUAGACUCCCUGAGGCUCUGUAGGAUGUGUCUCUGGAGAUUAUUAGACUGCCUGAGGCUCUGUAGGAUGUGUCUCUGGAGAUUAUUAGACUCCCUGAGGCUCUGUAGGAUGUGUCUCUGGAGAUGAUUAGACUCCCUGAGGCUCUGUAGGAUGUGUCUCUGGAGAUUAUUAGACUCCCUGAGGCUCUAUAGGAUGUGUCUCUGGAGACAUGCUAUCUGGAGAUGAUUAGACUCCCUGAGGCUCUGUAGGAUGUGUCUCUGGAGAUUAUUAGACUCCCUGAGGAUCUGUAGGAUGUGUCUCUGGAGAUGAUUAGACUCCCUGAGGGUCUGUAGGAUGUGUCUCUGGAGACAUGCUAUCUGGAGAUGAUUAGACUCCCUGAGGCUCUGUAGGAUGUGUCUCUGGAGAUUAUUAGACUCCCUGAGGCUCUGUAGGAUGUGUCUCUGGAGAUUAUUAGACUCCCUGAGGGUCUGUAGGAUGUGUCUCUGGAGAUUAUUAGACUGCCUGAGGCCCUGUAGGAUGUGUCUCUGGAGACUGCCUGAGGCUCUGUAGGAUGUGUCUCUGGAGAUUAUUAGGAAUAGGAAUAGGGUGCCAUAGGGUCCUGGUCUAAAGUAGUGCACUAUAUAGGGAAUAGGGCUCUGGUCUAAAGUAGUGCACUAUAUAGGGAAUAGGGUGCCAUAGGGCUCUGGUUUAAAGUAGUGCACUAUAUAGGGAAUAGGGCUCUGGUCUAAAGUAGUGCACUAUAUAUAGGGAAUAGGGUGCCAUAGGGCUCUGGUCUAAAGUAGUGCACUAUAUAUAGGGAAUAGGGUGCCAUAGGGCUCUGGUUUAAAGUAGUGCACUAUAGAGGGAAUAGGGCUCUGGUUUAAAGUAGUGCACUAUAUAGGGAAUAGGGCUCCAUAGGGCUCUGGUCUAAAGUAGUGCACUAUAUAGGGAAUAGGGCUCCAUAGGGCUCUGGUCUAAAGUAGUGCACUAUAUAUAGGGAAUAGGGAGUCAUAGGGCUCUGGUCUAAAGUAGUGCACUAUAUAGGGAAUAGGGCUCCAUAAGGCUCUGGUCUAAAGUAGUGCACUAUAUAGGGAAUAGGGCUCCAUAGGGCUCUGGUCUAAAGUAGUGCACUAUAUAGGGAAUAGGGUGCCAUAGGGCUCUGGUCUAUAGUAGUGCACUAUAUAUAACAAAAAUAAAUAUAUUAUUUCACCUUUAUUUAACCAGGUAGGCCAGUUGAGAAGAAGUUCUCAUUUACAACUGCGACCUGGCCAAGAAUAAAGCAAAGCAGUUCGACACAAACAACAACACAGAGUUAAACAUGGAAUAAACAAACAUACAGUCAAUAAUACAAUAGAAAAAAGUAUAUAUACAGUGAGUGCAAAUGAGGUGAGAUAAGGGAGGUAAGGCAAUAAAUAGGCCAUAGUGGCGAAAUAAUUACAAUAUAGCAAUUAAACACUGGAGUGAUAGAUGUGCAGAAGAUGAGCUCCGUUAGACUAUCCUACCAAUCACUGGAGAAUAAACUGGAUGAGCUCCGUUAGAGACUAUCCUACCAAUCACUGGAGAAUAAACUGGAUGAGCUCCGUUAGAGACUAUCCUACCAAUCACUGGAGAAUAAACUGGAUGAGCUCCGUUAGAGACUAUCCUACCAAUCACUGGAGAAUAAACUGGAUGAGCUCCGUUAGAGACUAUCCUACCAAUUGUACGUUUGUUAAUAGAACGGAGGGGAGAGGCAGGUUAUUUUUUUUCUUAAGUAGUUUCGUCGGGGUGCCCGCACUUCGGCCUCUCAAGCAGUCUUUUCCUUUUAUGAGUCUUUGGGAUCAGGGCCCGGUCCAGUCUUUGGGAUCGGGGCCCGGUCCAGUCUCUGGGAUCGGGGCCCGGUCCAGUCUCUGGGAUCGGGGCCCGGUCCAGUCUCUGGGAUCGGGGCCCGGUCCAGUCUCUGGGAUCGGGGCCCGGUCCAGUCUCUGGGAUCGGGGCCCGGUCCAGUCUCUGGGAUCGGGGCCCGGUCCAGUCUCUGGGAUCGGGGCCCGGUCCAGUCUCUGGGAUCGGGGCCCGGUCCAGUCUCUGGGAUCGGGGCCCGGUCCAGUCUCUGGGAUCGGGGCCCGGUCCAGUCUCUGGGAUCGGGACCCGGUCCAGUCUUUGGGAUCGGGACCCGGUCCAGUCUUUGGGAUCGGGGCCCGGUCCAGUCUUUGGGAUCGGGGCCCGGUCCAGUCUUUGGGAUCGGGGCCCGGUCCAGUCUUUGGGAUCGGGGCCCGGUCCAGUCUCUGGGAUCGGGGCCCGGUCCAGUCUCUGGGAUCGGGGCCCGGUCCAGUUUCUGGGAUCGGGGCCCGGUCCAGUCUCUGGGAUCGGGGCCCGGUCCAGUCUCUGGGAUCGGGGCCCGGUCCAGUCUCUGGGAUCGGGGCCCGGUCCAGUCUCUGGGAUCGGGGCCCGGUCCAGUCUCUGGGAUCGGGAUCGGGGCCCGGUCCAGUUUCUGGGAUCGGGAUCGGGGCCCGGUCCAGUUUCUGGGAUCGGGGCCCGGUCCAGUCUCUGGGAUCGGGAUCAGGGCCCGGUCCAGUCUCUGGGAUCGGGGCCCGGUCCAGUCUUUGGGAUCAGGGGCCCGGUCCAGUCUCUGGGAUCAGGGGCCCGGUCCAGUCUCUGGGAUCGGGGCCCGGUCCAGAGUGAGCAGUAUGUCCUGCGCUGCCGACUCCUUGAAGUAGAAAUCAUCAUCCAAAUGAAGGUUAGUGAUCUCUGUUCUGAUGUCCAGAAGGUAUUUUCAGUCAUAGUAAACAAUGGCGGUAACAUUAUGUAUGUAUAUAAAAAUAGCAGAAUUGGUCAUGAGUCCGUAAAUCGGCAGAUAUCCAUUGCAGCAGUCUGAUCCUUGACGUAUUAUAUCCUGUUCAUUUUUUAUUGUAGUAUUUAUUUGACUGAAGUCAGAAGAAAAGUGGGACACUUAGGAUUUCCAUCUUCUGUAACCUCUGCAGACACACUGAGUGAACAAAACAUUAAGGACACCUUCCUAGUAUUGAGUUGCACCCCACUUUUGCCCUCACAACAGCCUCAAUUCUUCGGGACAUGGACUCUACAAGGUGUGGAAAGCGUUCCACAGGGAUGCUGUCCCGUGUUGACUUCAAUGCUUCCCACAGUUUUGUCCUUUGGGUGUUGACAAACGAACAUUGUUGCAGUUCGUGACACUCAAACCGGUGUGCCUGGUACCUACGACCAAUUAUUGAAAGAUGUUUUUAAAUGUGUCUCAAAUUGUCUUUAUAAUGUGUUAUUUUGCAUAAUAAACCUGAUUUGAUUAAAAUUA
Salvelinus fontinalis (brook trout) is the source of this 9102-nucleotide messenger RNA. Its product is annotated as palmitoyltransferase ZDHHC7-like. Gene Ontology annotation, molecular function: protein-cysteine S-palmitoyltransferase activity. The transcript is spliced from 8 exons. The record is from RefSeq and is a predicted model, not a curated record. Gene Ontology annotation, biological process: peptidyl-L-cysteine S-palmitoylation; protein targeting to membrane. Gene Ontology annotation, cellular component: Golgi apparatus; endoplasmic reticulum. NCBI's taxonomy places the organism in Eukaryota, Metazoa, Chordata, Actinopteri, Salmoniformes, Salmonidae. The coding region runs from base 315 to 1253 and encodes 312 amino acids.